UUGAAUUCUUCAUCACGCACUUGUGGCAUUUUUGACUAUAUGGCUAUAUUCCAACAAGCCCAUGGGCCCUCGCGGCCACGGGAACAGCAGUACAAAAGCAGCAGCACGGGACAUACAACAUGCGGAAUAACAUAUCAGGACAAGUGUAGAAAAGCGACAGUGUACAUAGCGAUUACCAUUACGGUGGCUUACCCGGCCGCCCCGCAGGACCUGCCGCCACUCGGCCUACAGGGCUGACAGAUGCGUGUAUGAACAACAAUAAUAAUAAUAAUAAUGGCUAUAUUCAACAUGCCUCGUACACCUGGAGCCAAGGAGCUUGA
Aspergillus glaucus CBS 516.65 is the source of this 320-nucleotide messenger RNA. RefSeq lists its product as uncharacterized. Bases 40 to 237 code for a protein of 65 amino acids. Lineage: Eukaryota; Fungi; Ascomycota; Eurotiomycetes; Eurotiales; Aspergillaceae. The record is from RefSeq and is a predicted model, not a curated record. The transcript has a single exon.